This is a messenger RNA of Protopterus annectens (West African lungfish), 366 nucleotides long. RefSeq names its product translocase of inner mitochondrial membrane 13 (gene TIMM13). NCBI's taxonomy places the organism in Eukaryota, Metazoa, Chordata, Ceratodontiformes, Protopteridae. The record is from RefSeq and is a predicted model, not a curated record.
UGGGAAUGGAUAUUUGAAGGUCGGAGAGAAAGGGGAGGUUUGGCAUGGCUACUGUCUAGGCUUAAUGUGUAGUAGCAACACGUGUGUACUUAAGAUAGCAUUUCUGUUUUAUGUGAGUAGUGAGUCCUAUCUUCAGACAUCAGUCUGUAUGAUAAUUUCCAUAUAAUAACUUUUGAAGUGGUAGUCAUGGAUUUCUCGUCCGAGGGAGCCGGCGGCUCUGGGAAGGUAGACACAGGGAUGAUCAUGGAGCAGGUGAAAGUCCAGAUAGCGGUAGCAAAUGCUCAGGAGCUGCUGCAGAGAAUGACCCACAAAUGUUUUAACAAGUGCAUUGGAAAGCCAGGAAGUUCUCUAGACAACUCGGAACAG